Molecule: messenger RNA, 1644 nt
Organism: Enterobius vermicularis (human pinworm)
Lineage: Eukaryota; Metazoa; Nematoda; Chromadorea; Rhabditida; Oxyuridae
Source: the annotation of a GenBank genome assembly
AUGGAUUAUGGUUCAGGAAAAACAUUUGAAGAACAAGAAAUUAUUGAACAUUAUGUAACUGAAUGUCGUCGAACCGUACCAAUAAGUCAUAAUAAUUUCUUGGAAAAUGGUACAAUACAGCGAAGUUCAACAGCUGAACGAAGUCUUGAAGAACAAACUUUUUCACAGACAUUUAGAAAUGGUGGUGCUAACGACAGUCUAUUGCAGUCAACAAAUGGAUUCAUCGAAAAUGAUACAGAAAAAAGAUUUUUAAACACUGGUGAACGAGACUACAGUCGUGAUGGAACAUUCUUACAAAGUUUAGGUACCUCAGCAGUGCCACAAAGUUCAUCGCGAGAAACUAGCCAUGUUUAUUCAAACGGUAAAAUUGAAUCUUAUGGUUAUGACGUUCACGAGGUACAUACUUCAGAAGGUGGUGCUCGAAUAGUGCAGACUAGAGGAAGUGGUUUGAUCAACAAUGGUGAAGGACCAGCAAUUGAACAACGUGAUCGGUCGAUCACCGAACAACAUACUGCCGAUGGUAGAAAAAUUGAGCGGAAUACGACCUUGAUUGAAGAGCGAAUUGUUGGAGAGCGUAGGCCCGGAAUUACAUCGGUACUGAAAAAUGGAACCAAAGAUGUAACUUUUGUAGACCCAAUAAGCUCCCUACCACGGAAGAAUAGCUAUAAACGUAUGCAGCAGGGUCAGCUAGACGAUUCAGUAGACGUUUACACGCCACGCUCAAAUGUCUCACUAAUGCAAGGAACACGACUAGCGUCAAAAUCGAGUGAAGACUAUACGAUUUCUCAACGAAUCAUCAGUUUCUUCCAAAAACUGUUUUCCAGAAUACGGGAAACCGAAUGGACACCGCGAUUGAUUGGCCUUGUAAUUUUGUUACUGUUGUUGUUGAUAUUAUUUUUUGUACUUUUGGGUAUUAUUAUCAGUGCUGCACUAGGCGGAUUUUCGACAAAAAAACUAAUCCUCUAUCCUCCUAUUUGUGAAGAAUGCCGUCGACGGAGUCCACCAGAUGCUUUUGAUCAGAAACCUAGUACACUUUACAUACAUUAUUAUAACUCACGACAAACGCAUUUAGAAAUUAAAGGAAAUCCUCCGCUUAAAAGUCAUUCGUUUACUGCAAUAGACUUCGAAACGGGAUAUAUAGCAAUUGCUGAUCAUGCUCUAAAGGAUACCACUGGGAAGCAUUUUGUCUGUUUCGUAAUGCCACUAGAUCGAACGGCUUUACCAAACAUGGAUGCUCUCAAGGAUGCUGUCGCCAGUUCAAAUACCGAGGUACAAACUGAAUUUGGAUGGCAGGAAUAUUGGCAGUUUCAACCUGAACAAAUCGAUACGAUAACAGCAGAGAGAAAAUUUUCAGAAAAAAUUGAGCAGUGCAUUGACGCUCGAUGGUAUAUGCUGAAACAAACUGUGUAUACACGAGAUGGAAAGUGCUCGGAUUGUUAUGAUUUCUGUUUACCGGACUAUAGCAUACAGAGGCUGCAGAAAUACAAAGACGAUAUGACAUUAAAUAUCCGCAGGCUUGAUUGUUUCCGAUUAUACGUGCCUGAAUGGACAAAGUUCCAAAUUCGAAGCGAUAAUCAAGGCGGGCAUUGGCAGUAUCCAAAUUUGGAGAGUGGCGACAGAAAUACUUUCGUAGGAUGGAAAUAG